AUGCUCUCCCAUGUCCUGAGGGCCUCCAGUGGACGCCUGGGGUGCCGUGGCCUCCAUGCCGCCGCCCCCGCACUGGCAGAGCUCUCGGAAUGGUCGCGCGUGGACCCCGCACAGCUUUCCGGAUCCAGCCCGGCUGCUCUGAGCAACCUGGUGGCUGGCGAGUGGACCCAGACGGCCCAGUCCCUGUCGGUGGUGGACCCCAUGAAUGGCGAGCCCUUCCUCGCCGUCCCCGACACCCAGCUGGACGAAAUCCAGCCCUUCAUCGACAGCCUGCGCAGCGUGCCCAAGUCGGGCCUGCACAACCCCCUCAAGCUGCCGGAGAGGUACCUCCUGUACGGCAACGUGUCCCGCAACGCCGCCGCGGAGCUGCUCAAGCCCGAGGUGGCAGACCACUUUGCGCGCCUGAUCCAGCGCGUGGCGCCCAAGUCCUACCCUCAGGCAGAGGCGGAGGUGUCGGUCACGCGCAUCUUCCUGGAGAACUUCUCGGGCGACCAGGUCCGCUUCCUGGCCCGUUCCUUCGGCGUGCCCGGCGACCACCCCGGCCAGCAGAGCAACGGCUACCGCUGGCCCUUCGGGCCCGUGGCACUCAUCGCCCCGUUCAACUUCCCCCUGGAGAUCCCUGCCCUCCAGCUCAUGGGCGCGCUGUUCAUGGGCAACAAGCCCCUGGUCCAUGCCGACCACAAGGUGGCGGUGGUGCUGGAGGAGUUUGUGCGCCUGCUGCACGCCUGCGGCAUGCCACGCGCGGACCUGGACCUGGUGCAUGGCCGAGGCUCGACGGUGAACGAGAUCCUGCUGCGCGGCGAGCCGCGCAGCACGCUGUUCACGGGGUCCAAGCGCGUGGCGGAGAAGCUGGCGGUGGACCUGCGGGGCAAGGUGUUCCUGGAGGACGCGGGUUUCGACUGGAAGAUCCUGGGCCCAGACGUGCAGGCCUUCGACCACGUGGCCUGGCAGUGCGACCAAGACGCGUACGCGUGCAGCGGGCAGAAGUGCAGCGCGCAGAGCAUCCUGUUCAUGCACGACGCCUGGGCCGAGGCGGGGCUGGAGGCCGCGCUAGCCGCGCGCGCCGCGACGCGCGGGCUGGAGGACCUCACCGUGGGGCCCGUGCUGAGCUGGACCACGGAGGCCAUCCAGGCCCACGUGGCAGACCUGCUGGCCAUCCCGGGCGCGCGCCUGGCCUGGGGCGGGGAGGCGCUGACCGGGCACGCCAUCCCGCCGCGCUACGCCGCCAUCCAGCCCACCGCGGUGUUCGUGCCGCUGGACCAGGUGCUGCGCCCCGAGCACUGGCCCACGGUCACGCGCGAGGUGUUCGGCCCCUUCCAGGUGCUGACGCGCUACGGCGACGCCAGCCUGCCCGACGUGCUGGCCGCCUGCGAGCGCAUGGACGCGCACCUCACCGCCGCCGUGGUGUCCAACUCCAUCCCCUUCCUCCAGCACGUGCUGGCGAACACCGUCAACGGCACCACCUACGCCGGCAUCCGCGGGCGCACCACGGGGGCGCCCCAGAAUCACUGGUUCGGCCCAGCCAACGACCCGCGCGGCGCGGGCAUCGGCACGCCCGAGGCCAUCAAGCUGGUCUGGUCCACACACCGCGAGAUCAUCCAGGACGUGGGACCCGUGCCGGACGCCUCCAACCAGGUCCAGUCCUGA
Messenger RNA from Auxenochlorella protothecoides, 1647 nucleotides. RefSeq names its product putative aldehyde dehydrogenase. Bases 1 to 1647 code for a protein of 548 amino acids. The record is from RefSeq and is a predicted model, not a curated record. The transcript is spliced from 4 exons. Lineage: Eukaryota; Viridiplantae; Chlorophyta; Trebouxiophyceae; Chlorellales; Chlorellaceae. Gene Ontology annotation, molecular function: L-glutamate gamma-semialdehyde dehydrogenase (NAD+) activity; aldehyde dehydrogenase (NAD+) activity. Gene Ontology annotation, cellular component: mitochondrion.